Messenger RNA from Penicillium waksmanii, 738 nucleotides. Its product is annotated as DUF2841 domain-containing protein. The coding region runs from base 1 to 738 and encodes 245 amino acids. The record is from RefSeq and is a predicted model, not a curated record. The transcript has a single exon. Lineage: Eukaryota; Fungi; Ascomycota; Eurotiomycetes; Eurotiales; Aspergillaceae.
AUGUCGAGCCAGGCCCCACAUGAUUACACUUCUGGCCAGCCUUUUGCCCUUAUCUAUAUUGAUCAAUAUGGGAAAAUUCACCAUAAGGUGUCCCCUUCAAUCGUCCACUACCGCGACACUAUCCUCAACCCUCAAGUCACCACGGAAUUCCUGAAAGCGGUGGCAAAGUCCACUCAAGUUGGGCUGCAAGAGCCUUCCCUAGAUACCCAGCCAUUUCCUGGUCACCUCGGGACCUAUGAAUCUAACGAUUCGUGGCUGCCAAUGAACAUCAAGGUCGAGGGACAUAGUGCGCCCAUGGCGAAUGGAUGCUAUUACAAGCCUACUGUGUGGCCAGGAAAUGGAAAAGCUUGUUCAGCCAUCUUGAAAGAUGAACUGUUUCACGUGAAACCCCCUUGUAUACAGAAGCACAGGCUGAAGCCUCAGGAAGCCAUGAUAUCUAUCAAAGAUACAAAUUUCCUUCGGCGAUACUACGAAAAGGUUUUCCAGAAUAUACAGCAAACCAAUUGCCGAAUCCUGGCAAAAGCCUAUGUGAAACUUAUCGAGCCCCAGAAGCAAGUUAACCACCCUUACAAUGGACGAAAACUCGCCGGGGGAGAAUUGCACCAAUUAAGUCCUGAUGAAAGUAAGCCGCCCUGGUGGCCUCCUGGAGUACGCCAUCGAGAGCCCGACCAUCUACUCAAAGCAGGUAAGAGGGCACUUUCCUGCGCAUGGUAUGCACUAAACUCAUCAUUUCACUAG